CUGUUCUCUCUCCCUCUCCCCAGCCCCCAAAAUCCAACCUCUAAUUUGCUCGCGUCUCCGGCGAAUUCGACCCCUCAUCGUCCCAAAUUCGCAGGUCCGAUCCCGAAUCCGGCGCUGCUUCUUGCGGUCUCCGGCGAUGGCCACACACGUCUAGGGUUUUCCCGGCUCCAAGCCCGAUCGAUUCGGCGGCGCUUCCGACGAUGGACGGCAACAAUAUUCCCCUCCCCCUUCUCGCAUUGUUCUCGCCUCUCGCCGGUGGUUUCCGCCCCCUCGGAGCUCGGAAUCAGUGGUUUUCCGGUUCGUUAUCUUGAGUUUCUUCCAGCGGUUCGCCUGAAUUCGGCGAGGUGCGAUCGAGAUUCGCCAUGGCUAGCUCCGGCGAUGGAGAGAACGGCGAGAACCGCCGGACGCGACUGGACCGCGACGAGCCCGGCGAUCCGUCGUCGAUCGACGCGUCCUCGGUGGAGUGCGGGCCGAGCUCGAGGGUUUCGAGGGGGGCAGCCGAGGAGAUUGGGAUGGCGGAGAGGCUGACAGACGUCUUCGUCGGGGGAGGCGACGGAGAUCUGUUGAUGCAGCGGAGCGAUCGGGAGGAUAGGGUUCUGCAGGCGCUCGAUAUGCAAGUGGUUGGGGCCUGCCGCGCGAAUGAGAGAUUGAAGCCGUUGUCGAAGUCGAGUGGGUCGAGCAGCGCGGCUAAGGAUCGGUUGUUGGCUCACCUCAGUCGGCUCAAAAUUCGGAAUGACUUUGACCCGGUACUUUCUCCUGAGAGUUCACUGUUUCUUUUGAAGAGCAACAAACAAGUGGCUUAUCAAGAUAUUCUAAAAAUUCUGGACCGUGCAAAGAUCUGCAGUUCUGCUCAAAAUUUCAUUGAUAUAUACUUGCGGCUUCCUGGAAUUCCUGCUAAUGGACAGUUGCAAGAGAGUGACUGCAUAAGAGUCAGGAUAUGUGAGGGCAGAUUCGCCGUACUGAUACGGGAGCCUAUAAGGGAAGGCAAUUUCAUUAUUCAACCCAAAGUAGAUUUUGAUAUCAGCGUCAGUACAGUUGCUGGUCUCUUGAACCUUGGGUAUCAAGCUGUGGCAUAUAUCGAAGCUUCGGCCUUCAUUAGAUGGGAAGGUUAUAAUAGCUGA
Messenger RNA from Syzygium oleosum, 1121 nucleotides. RefSeq lists its product as uncharacterized. The transcript has 5 exons. The record is from RefSeq and is a predicted model, not a curated record. Bases 363 to 1121 code for a protein of 252 amino acids. Lineage: Eukaryota; Viridiplantae; Streptophyta; Magnoliopsida; Myrtales; Myrtaceae.